GAAUUACCACAGGGCUAUGUUAAAGUGGCUGUAUGUCAUUUCUCCCAUGACACGCAGUCAGCCAAUCAGAUGAGAGUAUGCGUGUGCCUGCGUGGCUGCAAUCCUCUCAACAAACUCAGUAUCACAGACUGGAGGAGAGGUGUAUGUUUGCUACCACAUUACCUCUAAGGCAGUUUACUAGGCAUAUCCACACAAUGUCAUGUGUGAAAGCGAAUAUACAUGCAGUAGUAGAGUGCAUGUAAAAGCCAUCAUGACGGCUUAUCAGGACCUUCUGCAAACCAUCAAGAGUUUGCAGCACUCCAGGCUGAGCUACAUAGAGCUUCUUCAAGAGGAGGUGAAGAGAAACCAAAAUCGACCUAGUGAGAAGAUCAAAUCUGAAGAGGACAGUGACGACUCCUCUAGACCUGCCACCUCGGCCCAUCACAUCGGAGCACAGAACGAGCAGUUCACAGCGCCCUACUCCAUUCCUCGAACCCUCACAGUGUCUCCGAGUCUGGGUGGGCAACCGCUGUCACCAGAGCUGGCGGUGAGUUUAAGGAAUAUUUUAUUUGGGAACACGUUCCAUAUAUUCAACUAUGAGUGGAAGAAAUCAUUCUUCAAGUUUCGGGAGCCUUUUUCUGACAUGUCAUAUGCUCUGGAGACUGAGAGGGUGGGAGGAGCCUGUGCUAUUCAGAUGGUGGUUCAGGCUUAUAUUAUUAAAUAUUUGCUCUUCAACCGGCCAAUGAACUCAGAGUGCACAAUGCAAAGUAUGGUGACGGUAGGGGAGAAGGAGCAGAGGAAGGCGCUGGCAGCCGCUCUAACUGACAUCUUGUGGACAGCUGGUGAGGAGCAGACAGCCACCGUCUGCUUGGUCACGUCAGAGCGCUGUUUCACCCCCCACAUGGACUACAAACUGGACAACUUCACAGAGAGAUUGCAGCUUUUCACCUUUAAAAAGAAAGAUGAUGUUAGAUCAUUUAUAUGCGAGCACAUCCAAUGUUUUAAGGAAGAAGGAAGCCAUGGAAUCAUACUUUUUCUGUAUAGCCUUAUCUUCUCCAGGACUAUUGACAGGAUACGGGCUGACUUUGACUGUACCACCACUCAUCUUUUGCAUGUGAGCUUGGGGAACUCUGUUUGUCGACAGGCUUUAUUAAACCUGCUGUUGACGGGCCGUGCGACCCCUCAUGUCUUCAACGGUACGUCACUGAACGAUGAGCAAGACGAAGCACUCGCCCAGCCUCUCCACGGGGUCCUGACUCGCAGUCACGUCGGAUAUCUGCUCUGGAACAGAGAACAAGUCCACCAUGCACAGCUCCCCCUGGUGGGCAGUAUGCUGAAAACCCCCAAGCUACCUAUCUGGGUGUGCAACAUCAAUGGCACCUACAGUGUUUUGUUCAGCCCAAACCGUUCGCUGCUCUCUGACUGGAAGAUGGAGCAUCUUUUCCACCUUUACUUCUACAAUGGCCAACCAACUCAGCUCAACACAACAAUGCUCACCAUAGAUACACACUCCCAUCACUGGGAAGCUGAAAAUAAUGAUAUUCAAGGAGACCCAGAGAAAAAGUUUCCCUCUGUAGAGAUCACCAUUAGGACCAAGUGGGAGGGUUCUGUUAUUGACUGGAAUGGGACAGUGCCUUUUUUCUGAAGAGGAUUAUAGCAGGUCACCUGAUUUGUAGCAUAUCUCUCCUGGCCUGCAAUAAAGAAUAUUUUAUUGGUUUUGAUUUUGGCUUGUGAACCUUAAUAACAUUACCUUUCACAACCUGCCCAUUUGACCAUUUUGGCAUCUGAGCAUUUAACAAAAGUGAAAACCUAAAAUAUGUAAACACAUGGCAAAAAAGCUAGGUCUUUUCCUCGAUUGUUAGAAAUAUAUUCAAAUCUGGUUUACACAUGUCCCACAGAUGUUUAAGUCUAUUCUGGAGCUAUUUCAUUUUGCCUCCAUACUGUUUUUGUCCUAUUUAGAUCCGAUAUGGGUUCAAAUUGCUUG
This is a messenger RNA of Sinocyclocheilus rhinocerous, 1963 nucleotides long. RefSeq names its product protein FAM188B2-like. Gene Ontology annotation, biological process: protein K48-linked deubiquitination. The transcript has 12 exons. Bases 200 to 1624 code for a protein of 474 amino acids. Lineage: Eukaryota; Metazoa; Chordata; Actinopteri; Cypriniformes; Cyprinidae. The record is from RefSeq and is a predicted model, not a curated record. Gene Ontology annotation, molecular function: cysteine-type deubiquitinase activity; K48-linked deubiquitinase activity.